GAUUAUUAAAGACCCUCGAUGACUUGAUACUACUGUGCAGCUAAGCUUGAACCAUCCCGUAGGGGAUGAUCCUUUCCUUCUUCAGGAAGAUGGUUCUGACUCUAGUGUUUCUAAUGUGGACCUCGAAGAGACAAUUUCUCAUCCUUUUUAACAUGAUCCUAAUUUCCGAACUCCUUGGGGCUAGAUGGUUUCCUAAAACUCUGCCCUGUGAUGUCACUCUGGAUGCUCCAAACGCCCAUGUGAUCGUGGACUGCACAGACAAGCAUUUGACAGAAAUUCCUGGAGAUAUUCCCACCAAUGCCACCAACCUCACCCUCACCAUUAACCAUAUAGCGGGUAUCUCUCCAGCGUCCUUCUACCGGCUGGACCACCUGGUAGAGAUCGAUUUCAGAUGCAACUGUGUACCUGUUCGACCGGGGCCAAAAGACAAUGUGUGUACCAGAAGGCUGCAGAUUGAACCCAGCAGCUUUAGUAAACUCACUUAUUUAAAAUCUCUUUACCUGGAUGGAAACCAGCUUCUAGAAAUACCUCAGGAUCUUCCUCCCAGCUUACAGCUGCUGAGCCUUGAGGCCAACAACAUCUUUUCGAUCAUGAAAGAGAACCUAACAGAACUGGCCAACCUCGAAAUACUCUACCUGGGCCAAAACUGUUACUAUCGCAAUCCUUGUAAUGUUUCGUUUUCCAUUGAAAAAGAUGCUUUUCUAAAUAUGACAAAUUUAAAAUUGCUCUCCCUAAAAGAUAACAAUAUCUCAGCUGUCCCCACUAUUUUGCCACCUACUUUAACUGAACUCUAUCUUUAUAACAACAUCAUUGCGAAGAUCCAAGAAGAUGAUUUUAAUAACCUCAAUCGACUGCAAGUUCUUGACCUAAGUGGAAAUUGCCCUCGUUGUUAUAAUGCUCCGUUUCCUUGUACACCCUGUGAAAAUAAUUCUCCCCUACAUAUCGACCUAAAUGCUUUUGAUGCAUUGACAGAAUUACAAAUUUUACGUCUACACAGUAACUCUCUUCAGCAUGUGCCCCAAAGAUGGUUUAAAAACGUUAACAAACUUAAGGAACUAGAUCUUUCCCAAAACUUCUUGGCCAAAGAAAUUGGGGAUGCCAAAUUUUUGCAUCUUCUCCACAACCUUGUCCAAUUGGAUCUGUCUUUCAAUUAUGAACUUCAGGUCUAUCGUGCAUUUAUGAAUCUGUCAGAUGCAUUUUCUUCACUGAAAAACUUGAAAGUUUUGCGGAUCAAAGGCUAUGUCUUUAAAGAGCUGAGAAGUUCAUACCUCUCCCCAUUACAUAAUCUUUCCAAUCUUGAAGUUCUUGAUCUUGGCACUAACUUUAUAAAAAUCGCUGACCUCAGCAUAUUUAACCAAUUUAAAACAUUGAAAUUCAUAGAUCUCUCAGUGAAUAAAAUAUCACCUUCAGGAGAUUCAAGUGAAGAUGGCUUCUGCUCUAACAUGAGAACUUCUGUAGAAGGUCAUGGGCCCCACGUCCUUGAAGCAUUACAUUAUUUCAGGUAUGAUGAAUUUGCAAGGAGUUGCAGGUCCAAAAGCAAAGAGCCUCCUUCCCUCUUGUCUCUUAAUGAAGAUUGUUACAAGUAUGGGCCGACCUUGGACCUAAGUGGAAAUAAUAUAUUUUUUAUCAAGUCUUCUGAGUUUCAGCAUCUUUCUUUCCUCAAAUGCCUAAACUUAUCGGGAAAUAGCAUUAGCCAGACGCUUAAUGGUAGUGAAUUUCAGCCUUUAGUGGAGUUGAAAUAUUUGGACUUCUCUAACAAUCGGCUUGAUUUACUCUACUCAACGGCAUUUGAGGAGCUACGCAACCUGGAAGUCCUAGAUAUAAGUAGUAACAGCCAUUAUUUUCAAUCAGAAGGAAUAACUCACAUGCUAAAUUUCACCAGGAACCUAAAGGUUCUGAAGAAACUGAUGAUGAACAACAAUGACAUCGCUACCUCCACCAGCAGGACCAUGGAGAGCGAAUCUCUUAAAAUUCUGGAAUUCAGAGGCAAUCAUUUGGAUAUUUUAUGGAGAGAUGGUGAUAAUAGAUACUUAAAACUCUUUAAGAAUCUGCUGAGCUUAGAGGAAUUAGACAUCUCUGAAAAUUCCCUGCGUUUCUUACCUAGUGGAGUUUUUGAUGGUAUGCCUCCAAAUCUGAAGACUCUCUCCUUGGCCAAAAAUGGGCUCACGUCUUUCAACUGGGGAAGACUCCAGUACCUGAGCAAUCUAGAAACGUUGGACCUCAGCUACAACCAACUGAAGACUGUCCCUGAGAGAUUAUCCAACUGUUCCCACAGCCUCAAGAAGCUCAUACUUAAGAACAAUCAAAUCAGGCACCUGACAAAGUAUUUUCUACAAGAUGCUUUCCAGUUACGGCAUCUGGACCUGAGCUCAAAUAAAAUCCAGGUUAUCCAAAAGACUAGUUUUCCAGAAAACGUCCUCAACAACCUGAACAUUCUGUUUUUGCAUCACAAUCGGUUUCUGUGCAACUGUGAUGCUGUGUGGUUUGUCUGGUGGGUUAACCAUACAGAGGUGACGAUUCCUUACUUGGCCACAGAUGUGACUUGUAUGGGACCAGGAGCACACAAGGGCCAGAGUGUAGUGUCUCUGGAUCUAUAUACCUGUGAGUUAGAUCUGACUAACUUCGUCCUGUUCUCACUUUCCAUAUCGGCAGCUCUCUUUCUGAUGAUGAUCACAACAGCAAACCAUCUCUAUUUCUGGGAUGUGUGGUAUAGUUACCAUUUCUGUAAGGCCAAAAUAAAGGGCUAUCGACGUCUGAUAUCACCAAAUUCUUGCUACGAUGCUUUUAUUGUGUAUGACACUAAAGACCCAGCAGUGACAGAGUGGGUUUUGGAUGAGCUGGUGGCCAAAUUGGAAGACCCAAGAGAGAAAUGUUUUAAUUUAUGUCUCGAGGAAAGGGACUGGUUACCAGGGCAGCCUGUUCUGGAAAAUCUUUCCCAGAGCAUACAGCUUAGCAAAAAGACAGUGUUUGUCAUGACAGACAAGUAUGCAAAGACUGAGAAUUUUAAGAUAGCAUUUUACUUGUCCCAUCAGAGGCUCAUGGAUGAAAAAGUGGACGUAAUUAUCUUGAUAUUCCUUGAGAAGCCCCUUCAGAAGUCCAAGUUUCUCCAGCUCCGGAAGAGGCUCUGUGGGAGUUCUGUCCUUGAGUGGCCAACAAACCCACAGGCUCAUCCGUACUUCUGGCAGUGUCUGAAAAACGCCCUGGCCACAGACAAUCACGUGACCUACAGUCAGGUGUUCAAAGAGACAGCCUAGCCCUUCUUUGCAAAAUGUGACUGCCUAACUUACCAAGGAGAGGCUCGGCUGCCUAGAUUGGCUCAUCCGUGUCCCACCAAAAGAGUGUUUUAAACUUUUCCAAGCCCUGAGAUUGCCCAUAUUGGAGAGGAGUCACCGAUAGAUGACAGAGGAACUGGAAAAUUGGGAUUUAUAUAAGCGUCAAGUCAUCUUUCUUAGCUCUCUCUGUCUCCAUUUGCAGUUGAGUCUCUGCCUUCUGCUCCUGUAUAAAAUACUGUUGGGAGAAGGGUGGCAAGUAGAGGACAUGGCACUUUGAUUCUCCUGGAAUUGUGAUUAUUACGUAAACACACAGUCACUAAAUUGAGAAGAACUGCAUUUCUACCCUUAAGAAGUACUGGUAUGUGUGGAAAUAGGGUAAAAAAAAAAUGCUCAGGGUCUACCUAUAUGACAUUAAAAUGCACCAGAGUUAAUUAGUGGGAAUAAACCAAAAACAAAAACAGUUAACUCCUCAACCAAUUGCUUGAGUGUAAUCUAGCACCCCCUUCUGUGCAGACUGAGUGUUGGCACCCAACAGGUGGUUGCUGCUCAAGUGCUCCUCGCUCGUUUCCCCUGGGCCUGUUAUUGGGUUCUGUGGGGAAAUAGAAACAUCUUUGCCAUUGAUGGACAUAGUCUCCUUACAAAUGGGAGAAAAAUAAAGUGCUCUGCCUUUAUGCAAAAUGAUGCUCUUCACCUUUGAUGAUAAUUUACCUGCUUAAAUAUUGCUGUGACUAAAUGUUUGUGCCCACCCCCAAAUUCAUAUGUUGAAAUCCUAACCCCCAAUAUGAUGGUAUUAGGAGGCGGGGUUUUUGAGAGGUGAUUAGAUCACGAGAGUGGAGCCCUCAUGAUGGGAUUACUGCCUUAGAAGAAGCAGCCAGAGGACUGAGGAUACAAAGAGAAGUGGGCAGUCUGCAAGCCACAAGAGGACUCUCACCAGAACCAGAUCGUGUUGGCACUCUGAUCUCAGACUUCCGUCCUUCAGACCUGUGAGAAAUAAAUGUUUGUUCUUUAAGCCACCCAGUUUGUGAUGUUUUGUUAUAGCAACCAAGCUAAGACAAAUAUUUUCAUCUGCAUUGAAAAGUACUGUAUCCAAAGAAAAAUUGCCUCAUCCAAUUAUCUUUCAAACUGCUUUGUUAACUAAUACUGUAUAUUUAUAAUCAUCUGAAAACUUGAUCCAUCAACAUUAGACGAUUUUGGUGGUAAACUCUGAAGAAGGACCCCAAGAGCGUGUAUUUAUUUAGAAUUAUCAGGCAGGGAUGACAACUGCAUGGAUUCCUUUAAAUUUGGGGGUCGGGGGAGGAACAGAGGUUUUUCGACCUUAACACUGAGAAAGCCUCAGUCUUGAGCUUCGGCUUCACUACUCAGAAAAAGAACAGAAAGGACCAAGAUGUUCUGAAGACACACCUUCCAAGUGGGUAUAAAUCUGCAUGAGUUCAAAGUUUGAAACGUGACCAAUUUGCUUUUAUUUCGUGAAAGAAGUUAUCUACAGAGGUGUCUGUGCCCUUUGGAAGAUAGUGUGUAAGGGUUCACAUCUGAGAGUAUGAGCUGGGAGAUACUGUAUUUUCCUCGUAUGUGGAAAAGCCAAAGGUUUUACUUUAAGGAUGGCUAUCCAUACACAGUAUAUAAAUUAUUUCCAAAGGACACAUAAUCAAUUAAUAAGAGUCACAAAUUCCCAAAUUAAUCUCUGGAUUGAAUAGAGCCAAUGAUCUGACAACCUCUAUAAACUUGAUUGUACUUCAUAGAUGCCUUCUUCGGUGAAAACAAAGAUAGCAUCAUAAAAAUUGGCUUUGGCAUGAUAAACUUUCUUCUAUUAAAACACAUAAAUACAGGGACCUCCCUGGCGAUCCAGUGGUUAAGACUCUGUGCUUCCACUGCAGGGGGCACGGGUUCGAUCCCUGGUCGGGGAACUAAGAUCCCGCAUGCCACGAGGUGCAGCCAAAAAACACACACACACACAUAAGGUUUAAGCUAUUUUGGUGAUUCAUGAAGCACUUGAAGACAACUUAAAUAUCUGAAAUGGAUCAAGAGGAAGGGAAACUGAGAACUAUGCAACUCAGAAACCACAACGUAUUUCAACAUGAGAUUGUGUACAGUGGUUUGUUGUAAGAAAUGACCAAAAGCACUUCAACAGACGGUUUUCAUUUUAAUUCCUUUGUAAUCUCGACAAGUCACUCUUUGAACCUCCUGACAGUCUUCUGUGGAGUCUUGUUCUAUUGGAGCCAUUCAUAGAUGGCACAGAUCAAAAGCCACCAACUCAGGCCACCAGGAGCGCAUGAUGGCUAGUUCUCCUGCCAAGCUCUGAGUGUCCUGCUCUCAGCUGACCCGCUUCUGGUUGGCGCUGCUCUAGAAGGGACUCCUGAUUCUCCAUAAAUCCCACUCUACCAUCAAGGGGUUCCCAACCUCUUUCAACCCUGAACCUGGCCAGGGUGUGUCCUUCCUCCUCAGAUAGAGGCUGUACCUCAGCAAGACUUGGGCAUCUGUUAGGAUCCAAGCCAAGGGAAGCAUUAGGCAGUUUCCUUUUCGGCUUUAGGCACCCACGGCAAGCCUCGUGUCCUACACAAGAAUGAACAGAAAGAGCUGUUGUUGCAGGUGGAUUCUUCUGUUCGGAAGCGGUGGUUUGGGAAUCAGAAUCACCGAAGGAGCUUGGAAACCAUGUGGUUGCAGGCCUCCACACCAGAGGUCCUGAUCUCUGGGACCCAGGACUCUGCAUUUCUGAAACUAGCCCAAGUGCUUCUGAAGCAGCUGCUCUGCAGAGCCCCGUUUGGGAAGGGCCACAUCUUCCUUUGGGAUACCAGGGACUGUUAACUCAGGGAUCACUUCAGCAAAGAAAGCCCGAACCCCCAGGUCUUGAGCCAUGUCCAGGGUUUCACGGUAUGUCCACACGCGGGAUUUCACUGCAGCCUUGAUGGGUUGAAGCCAUCUACGGCCCUACGAGUACACUGGUGCUCAUUGACGCCAGAGGAAAGGGUCACAGCCAGCGCCUUGAGUGGCCCUCCCGGCCUACUGCGGGAAACAGCCUAGAGUUUGCCCCUGCCUUCACUUGUGCCUGAAUUCCUGAACCAAAGGCUCUGGAUUCAACCUUUCGAGGAACGCGCAUAUAGCGGCGCCCGCCGGGCCCUGCCCGGCACUCGGCGGCGACCACUGCGCAGGUCGGACCUCGUUCGCUCGUAACUCGCUCCGGUGAGCCCGGGGGCCCCUGCCUCCUGCCCUUUGCUCCCCUUCCCGCCCCGCGCCCGCAUCCGUGAAGCCGAGCAAGAGUGGUCCUCCUGAGAAAGGCGGCCCCUGGGGAGCUUGGGGCUUCCUCUGCAGCCAUGUCUGACAAACCCGAUAUGGCUGAGAUUGAGAAAUUCGAUAAGUCGAAACUGAA
Molecule: messenger RNA, 6636 nt
Organism: Aethalodelphis obliquidens (Pacific white-sided dolphin)
Lineage: Eukaryota; Metazoa; Chordata; Mammalia; Artiodactyla; Delphinidae
Gene: TLR7
Product: toll like receptor 7
Exons: 8
Coding region: 66-3254 (1062 amino acids)
Biological process (GO): toll-like receptor 7 signaling pathway; toll-like receptor signaling pathway; canonical NF-kappaB signal transduction
Cellular component (GO): plasma membrane
Molecular function (GO): pattern recognition receptor activity; protein binding
Source: RefSeq, a predicted model, not a curated record